AUGCAGGACAGAAGCUGUGAGGAAGCUGUACCAAUGCCUUUAAUGAUGGAGGCAUAUUCUGCAGAGAAGAACACUCAUGUGGGAAACCAUGAAAACACAUCUGAGGAUUCCUCAUCUUAUGAACUCUUCUAUGAUUCCCUAUCAGACAUACCAGUUGGGGAACUUUCAAGUGAGCUAUCUGCCUUUCUUAGUGACGAUGAGAUAAGCAAAAGCCUGGAACUUGCUCACACAUCUAUUGUGAAUUCUAUAAAGGAGGAUGGGAACGCAAACCAGGAGUUCACAUAUUACUUCAACACUUCUCCAGACUCACUAGAUAAUGCCUCUUCCAUUGAGACCAAUGGGGAUAGUCAAAACACUUCCAAUAGGACUCAGGAAGCAAACAACAUUCACAAUGUUACUGGGAAACAAUCUAGCAUCUCUCCCCUGCUGCCUGCAAGACCCAGCUUCAUUCGGAGCCUAAAAAAUGCUGAAAGGUGUGGUCCAAGCAUCCAAAAUCUGAGCCCCAAAUCCAAACCAACUUCUGCAGGUGAUGUUCCCUUCAAGAAUAAGAUGUGUGACAAAGCGGCUACUUUAAUUGAAGAACUCUCUUCCAUCUUUCGUGAAGCAGCCAAGACAAGAGUCAGGAGCCCUGACGGAAACUCCUCUUCCCCAGAUAGUGGGUAUCUUUCUCCUAAAAACAAGCCACCAACCAUGCCUAAUUCCAUAAGGAAUCCAAUCCCUGACAAAACAUGCCCAGAGAUCACACCUGCGAAUGAGGUGCCUGAAGGCACUCAUACUGGAGAGUCUGUGCUCCAAAAGAAAGAAGACUGCAAGGCCAGUGAGAAUGCUUCCCUGUACCAGGUCACAAAUCAACCUUCACCGCCUCGAUUUACCCAGAAACUCAGGAGUCAAGAAGUUGUGGAAGGAAGGAAGGUCCUGCUUGAGUGCAGAGUCGCUGGAAACCCAACACCUCAUGUCAGGUAA
Molecule: messenger RNA, 963 nt
Organism: Zootoca vivipara (common lizard)
Lineage: Eukaryota; Metazoa; Chordata; Lepidosauria; Squamata; Lacertidae
Source: RefSeq, a predicted model, not a curated record